GUUUUAGAUAAAGAUGGUGUAUCUGCAGCCAUGCGUUUAGCAGAAAUGUCAACUUACCUGGCACUGGAACACAAUAUGACAUUGUAUGACAAAUUGCAAGACAUUUAUAAGAUUUAUGGUUAUCAUGUCAGCAACAAUUCAUACUACAUAUGCCAUGACCAGAACAUUAUCAGUAAGAUGUUUGACAGGAUGAGGAACUUCAAAGGGCCUAAUACAUAUCCAGAAUCUGUUGGUGGAAGUAAAUUCAUUAUUAAGGAUAUCAGGGAUCUAACAACUGGUUAUGAUUCUUCACAACCUGACAAAAAAGCUGUCUUGCCAGUGUCUGCCUCAAGUCAAAUGAUAACCUUUUCAUUUGAAAAUGGAUGUGUACUGACGUUGCGAACUAGUGGAACUGAACCAAAGAUAAAAUAUUACUCAGAAAUGUGCGCCAGUCCAGAGCAACAUGACUGGGCAGCAUUGGAAGCUGAACUAGCAGAGUUGGUGGAAGCUGUAGUGCAAGAGCUUAUGCAGCCUAAGGAAAAUAAUCUUAUCCCCUCGAGCUGACUGAAUAUAUUGAAAUAUUUUUUUUAUCUAAUAUUUUUGCUACGAGUAAAUAUUGUACUACUACCUAAUUUGCCUUGUGUACUUGAAAGGGUAACAGUUACCUUCAACUUUCCAUUGAUUCAAAGCUGUGCCUAAUUGAUAUAGUAUUGCAUUUAGGUUUAUAUAAUUUGUGGUCCAAUAAUUUAUGUAAACAAAGUAAAUUGAUGUAUAUUAAUUCUUAAUUGGGUAUUUUUUAGAAACAUUUAUUCUGUUGAUGUUUUGUAAACAAAUACAUAAAUGAGUACAGGUGUUGUAUAGGCAGGAAUAUAAGGGUAUAAAAUUGUUAUUAAGAAUGAUUGUAUACAUAUAUUUAUUUGCUUGAACAAAAGCUUGCAUAUUUAUUUCCUUUUUUAUGAAUGUAUUGAUUUAGAAUGUGAAGGUAUUGCUGACAAUAUUUGAACAAUUUGUUGUAAUUAUGAGAGUUCACAAUGGCAUGUGUCCAUUAGAUCUAUGAAUGCUUUGUUUACCUCAGUGAGUGUUAAAGGUAAUUCUGGAAAAGUAAGGCAUAACAUUUUCUUAGCUGCAAACAUACUGCCUUUAUUUUCAUUAUUGUAAUAUAUUUCAGAGGACUGUGAUUAGAUAGUCCUUUUCAAGACACUUCAGAAUUUUAAUUCAUUUGUACUUUCAUGAAUAGUACUGCAUUGUCUGUUAAAAUUGAGUCUUCUUAUGUUAACUUUUCUCUUACUGCUUAGCAUUUAAAUAUUUUUAUCACUUCAAGUCACUCAAGCAGUAGAAUAUUAGAAUGUUUUGAAAUCAGAGCAAUGUGGGACUUAUAUGAAAUUUUGGGACCCAGACAUAUUAGUUUAUUUAGAAAAGACAUGUAUAUUUAAUAUAAUAUUCUUUUGUUUGACAAUUUAAUUUAAAGAACUGUACCGAAACAUGUUUGUCACUUUUUAAACGUGUGCUUUUAACUGCCAAGUUGUUUAAUUCAAAUGCAUUUUACAUGUUUUACCUCUAGAAUUUUAUGUGACUAUGAUGUAUAUUCAGUACUGUACUUUACCAUAAAUACAAUAAUACAUUACUAAUGAUGUAAAUGAGGAUGAAUUUUACAUUAUAUCUAGUCUCGUUAUACAUAUAACUUAUGUACCUUGUUAUCAUAAGUGAUCAUAAAAUUGAAAGGGUUAUAUUAAGUAAUAAGCCAUGAAAGAACCUUCUUUUGCAUGAAUUGAUUUUUAAUGAUACACUUUGAUGAUUAAGUAACCUGUUGAAUGUACCUUAUCAGGGUACAGCAUAAGGAAGGAUAUUGUUUGAUGUAUUACUCACUUGAAUGGUCAGUUCCAGUGUAAGACAUUAAGAUACUGGAGGAAAUAAAAGUUUAGGAGAAA
Messenger RNA from Macrobrachium nipponense, 1907 nucleotides. Its product is annotated as phosphopentomutase-like. The record is from RefSeq and is a predicted model, not a curated record. Gene Ontology annotation, biological process: carbohydrate metabolic process; purine ribonucleoside salvage. Gene Ontology annotation, cellular component: nucleus. Gene Ontology annotation, molecular function: magnesium ion binding; phosphopentomutase activity. Lineage: Eukaryota; Metazoa; Arthropoda; Malacostraca; Decapoda; Palaemonidae.